Messenger RNA from Kickxella alabastrina, 1577 nucleotides. RefSeq lists its product as uncharacterized. Bases 237 to 1505 code for a protein of 422 amino acids. Gene Ontology annotation, molecular function: protein binding; metallopeptidase activity; translation initiation factor activity. Gene Ontology annotation, cellular component: cytosol; eukaryotic translation initiation factor 3 complex; cytoplasm. The record is from RefSeq and is a predicted model, not a curated record. The transcript has a single exon. NCBI's taxonomy places the organism in Eukaryota, Fungi, Kickxellomycota, Kickxellomycetes, Kickxellales, Kickxellaceae.
GCAUGAAAUUUUCAAUCCGAUUUGCCCCUUCGAAUUUCUUUUCUUUUUUUCUUGCUCUCUUUCACACUUGAUUUCGCCAUUGGCAUAGUUUUUGAUUUCACAUAUUUUUACUCCUAAUCGAACGUUCACAUUCAGUCGAACAAAAGUGUGCUUAAUCUAUAAAUUUCAGCAUCGAAUUUCAGGAAGGACGCGGAUAAUCAUUCACAUUUACACACCAAAAGAAACCAUAAAUUAUAAUGGCAGGAACAACCAAGCAGUCAAAGCCCAUGACGGCGCUACUCAAUGAGCAGAGUGAGCUUUCAGCGUUCGACGCUAGCGCAAUUCCCAAGCAGCUGCGCUCGGUUCUGGAUGUUGAGAAGGUGUCGACCCUGACAUUGGUCAAGGUCGACCCUCUGGCCAUCCUGAAGAUUGUCAAGCACGCGCGCGAGAGCUACCCGACUUCGGUCAACGGCCAGCUCCUAGGUCUGGAGGUUGAUGGCGUCCUGGAGGUCACUAACGCAUUCGCUGUGCCCACGCAGCCAGGCUCCGAGGAGGACAUGACCAACUACCAGAUUGAGAUGAUUCAGUGCCUGCGCGAAGUCAACGUCGACAGCAGCUCUGUCGGCUGGUACCAGUCGACCCGCUUGGGCGAUUUCAUGCAGCAGCCGCUUUUGGACGUGCAGGCUAGCUACCAGAUCUCGCCCAACAACUCGUCGGUUGUGCUUAUUCAUGAUACUUCCAAGUCUGAGCAAGCCGGAAACCUGUCACUGCGCGCCUUCCGCCUGUCUCAGGUCUACCAGGAUCUGGCCAAGAACGGCAAGUUCACCACCAAGGAGCUGGCCGACAAGGGCCUCACCUACGGCAAUAUCCUGGAGGAGCUGCCCAUUCAAGUCGAGACCUCGGCGCUGUCCAAAGUUUUGCUGAGCGAGCUUCAAUGGCCCACCAAUGCUGAGCAGGAGCUACUCGAGAGCCUCCAGCGCCCGUCUUCGUUUAACUCCAAGCUUCGUGCCAAGCGGAUGGCCGACCGUUCGGCAAUUAGCGACGACACAGAGUCGUCCGACGCGCUUGACAACAACCUUUCAGGUCUUCUGCCCACGCGCCCGACCGCCUACCUGUCGCGCCCCAUGUGCACAAACGCCCUCGACCUCAGCCAGAGCCUGAACGGCUCAGGCUCGCUCUCGCGCCAGCUUGAAGCUAUCAGCGAGCUCAUUGAUGACCAUAUUCACGAUGCUAACCAGUGGAUGUACUGGAAGCGCGGCGAGGCCAAGGAGAACAACCGUAGGCAGCAGUUUGUGCAGCGCAAGGCCACCUCCAACGCUGCCCGCGUGGCCCGCGGGGAGCAGCCCGAACCCGAGCUUUCCGAGAAGGAGCUCGACCGGAUGUUCAAGACCCUGCCGGAGCCCUCUCGCCUUGAUGCCCUGCUCAACACUGCCAACCUUAACCUUCUGACUAAGGGUGUCACCCAGUCUCGCGGACCGGCCCUUACCAAGAUGUUCAUGGCCCAGGCCCUGCAAGGCAGCGAGUAAGAUCCAGGUAGAUAUCAUUUCUUUAUUUUCUUUAUUUCCAGCUUUGGCAUAUAAAAGUGAUUUUUAUAAACA